UUUGACAGAUCUUGACAUCUCUGUCAAAACGAAAGGUGAAAGGCGCCCUAGCGCUCCGGUGACAAUUUUUGUUUAUACUUUAUGCCAAUAGUUGUUUUAAGUGCGAAAAGCGAUGAGCAGUCUCCUUAAAUUCAAGACGAUAGUACAAAAAAAUUUGUUCUGUCAUGUAACGAAGGCGAAUGUUAAUUUGACGCCGCAGGUGUUGUCAAAGGCUGUUCACAUCGGUGUGGAUAGGAAAAAUGCCACGGUUAAUACGAAUGUUUCGGCUGUGUACCCCAUUAUCGAUCAUACGUAUGAUGCAGUCGUGGUGGGCGCUGGAGGCGCCGGACUGAGGGCAGCUUUUGGUUUGGUAGCAGACGGGUUUAAAACUGCUGUUAUAACGAAACUGUUUCCAACCAGGUCUCAUACUGUGGCGGCACAGGGGGGCAUCAAUGCAGCUUUAGGCAACAUGGAAGACGACAACUGGCAGUGGCACAUGUACGACACCGUCAAAGGCUCCGAUUGGCUGGGCGACCAAGACGCCAUCCACUACAUGACCCGCGAAGCCCCCAAAGCCGUCAUAGAACUAGAAAACUACGGAAUGCCUUUCUCCCGAACCACCGACGGCAAAAUCUACCAGCGCGCCUUCGGCGGCCAGUCCCUCAAGUUCGGUAAAGGCGGCCAAGCCCACCGUUGCUGUUGCGUGGCAGACAGAACCGGCCACAGCCUCCUCCACACCCUGUACGGACAAUCCCUACGCUACGACUGCAACUACUUUAUCGAAUACUUCGCCUUAGACUUGAUAAUGGAGGACGGGGAGUGCCGCGGAGUCAUCGCCUUGAGUUUAGAAGACGGCUCGAUCCACAGGAUUCGGGCUAAAAACACAGUGCUGGCCACUGGUGGCUACGGCCGCGCCUACUUCUCGUGCACGUCCGCGCACACCUGCACGGGCGACGGCACCGCGAUGGUAGCCCGAGCUGGACUCCCAUCCCAGGACCUGGAAUUCGUGCAGUUCCACCCGACUGGGAUCUACGGUGCUGGGUGCCUCAUCACCGAGGGGUGUCGCGGAGAGGGUGGAUACCUGAUUAACUCGCAAGGGGAGCGCUUCAUGGAGCGGUACGCCCCCGUGGCCAAAGAUUUAGCGAGCAGAGAUGUGGUUUCGAGGAGUAUGACGAUCGAAAUACGCGAAGGCAGAGGCUGCGGUCCGGAGAAAGACCACGUCUACUUGCAACUACACCACUUACCAGCUGAACAACUGCACACUCGAUUGCCCGGGAUUUCAGAAACCGCUAUGAUCUUUGCCGGCGUUGACGUAACGAGAGAGCCGAUUCCUGUUUUACCGACUGUGCACUACAACAUGGGGGGCGUGCCCACGAACUACAAGGGACAGGUACUAACUACUGUCAAUGAUCAAGACACCGUAGUCCGUGGAUUGUACGCUUGCGGCGAAGCCGCCUCCUCCUCAGUCCACGGCGCCAACCGCCUCGGCGCUAACUCCCUCCUCGAUCUAGUGGUCUUCGGGCGCGCCUGCGCCAAGACGAUAGCCGAGGAACACAAACCCGGAGAGAGCAUCGGUUCCAUCAAAGAAAACGCCGGUGAAGCCUCCGUGGCAAACCUUGAUUGGUGUCGCCAUGCCAACGGUUCCAUCCCCACCGCCAACUUGCGUUUGCAGAUGCAGAAGACCAUGCAGACACACGCCGCUGUUUUCCGGACGGAAGAAACCCUCAAAGAAGGCUGCGCCAAAAUGGACAAACUCUAUUCUAACCUCAAAGAUUUGAAGGUUUCCGACAGUAGUUUGAUCUGGAAUUCCGACCUGGUGGAGACGCUCGAGCUACAGAAUUUGAUGUUGAACGCGGUCCAGACGAUCGUGGGGGCGGAAAACAGGAAGGAGUCGCGAGGGGCGCAUGCGCGCGAGGAUUACAAGACUAGGAUUGACGAGUAUGACUACAGUAAGCCGGUUGAGGGGCAGCAGAAGAAGCCGUUUGAUCAACACUGGCGUAAACAUACGCUGACCACCGUCGACGAGAAGACGGGGAAAGUCAGUAUUAGGUACAGGCCGGUGAUUGACCACACGUUGGAUAGCAACGAGUGCGCUACGGUUCCUCCGGCGAUUCGGUCGUACUAGGGACGAAGAUUCUCAUAUUUUUGUGAUCAAUGAGGAGUAUUGUGCGAAGAUCUUGCGCGAGCAGCGAUUGAAAAUCUUAAGUUUGAACAAGUAUUGCAAAGUAGGAUAGAUCGUAAUUUAUUUCAACUGAUCUACUUAAGUAAAUUAUUUAAUUAUGUAAGGAUGAAAGUAAGCCCAUUGUGACGCUUCAUGUGAAUCAAUAAAAAUGAAUUUAAUUAA
This is a messenger RNA of Zophobas morio, 2323 nucleotides long. Its product is annotated as succinate dehydrogenase [ubiquinone] flavoprotein subunit, mitochondrial-like. The record is from RefSeq and is a predicted model, not a curated record. Bases 113 to 2104 code for a protein of 663 amino acids. The transcript has 7 exons. NCBI's taxonomy places the organism in Eukaryota, Metazoa, Arthropoda, Insecta, Coleoptera, Tenebrionidae. Gene Ontology annotation, molecular function: flavin adenine dinucleotide binding; electron transfer activity; succinate dehydrogenase (quinone) activity. Gene Ontology annotation, biological process: tricarboxylic acid cycle; mitochondrial electron transport, succinate to ubiquinone.